AUGGCGUUACCUUCUUCGCACGCUGAGGCGCCAUCCAUUGCUACAUCCAUGCCUAGCCAACGACACCACCCUACGUCUGCAUCAGCAUCUGCGUCUGCUUCUGAUUCUUCUGCUGCUGCUGCUUCUUAUUCUUCUUCUUCUUCUGCUCCCCGCGGCUGCGGCGACGAGGUCACCGCUCCUCCUCCUUCAGAUCAAGCCCCCUGGGAAACCAACAUCAGACCACCCGCGGCCGCGACCACCACCCCAGUCCCAGUCCCAGAUCCAGACAUCGGCGCGCUCCAGCUCCAUCACAUUCACCAACCCACCCCGCAAGCGACUGCAACGGAGACGGCUACCGCUACCGCUGCUACGCCAGCAUUAGCUUCUACGCCUACGGCAACCCUGCCCGAAGCUUCACUUGCCCGUCUUAUAAAGCGGACGGCACCCGAUUUCUCCUCCCUCGACGCGCCUCCCAUGCCUCCUAUUUCUCCUUCGUCGUCAGCUGCACCUUCGGCCAACCCCCCGUCAAAGACAGAUCCACACCCCUCCUCCUCGAAUUCCAAGAUGCUCUUCUCAGACAUGUACAAGUCCCCACGCUCACCGCUGGCCAAGUUCCGCCUGUCCAUGUCACAGCAGCCUCUGGCCUUGGACUUACCCGAGUACGAUCCUGAAUUGCUUAGCAAGGACAAAGAAAAGCAAAAGGCAGCUGUCAAGAAGUACUUGACCGCCAAGAUUCGCAACGAUUGGGAAUUCGUCUGGCCACCAGUCGUAUCCCCGCCCCAAAACGGCGAUGCUGCACCUGAUAUGAGUGCUACACCCGAACAAGAAACCGCCGAGAAACCGCAACAAGAAUCCCCAGAACCAAAGGUCGAAGCUACUGCAACCUCAAAUGAUGAGGCAAUCGACACCAUAGGCAGCGAAGAAGAAGAGGAGGAAGACAGCGACGCCGAAUCCGUGUACAGCACCGUCUCAGAAGACGCGGCGCAUUUCAAGCCUCGCCUAGAAUGGGUGUCUGACCUGUCCGACGAGGACCCUCCCCUGUCUCUCUCUCCAUUCCGCUUCGACAGCCCUGACGCAAUCGGGGCGACGGUGAAGGCAUCUAUAGCAGACAAGCGUGCGCGGAGAAGGCGAGCGCUGCGGGAGGAGAUGGAAUGGAAUGAAGGACUGGCUUGCUUCGAGGCAAGGCGUAAUGCCUGGACAGGCGCAAGGACGGUACGCGUUCGCACCAAGCCCGUCUCUCCUACGCAGACAUUCUCCCCUCUCUCACCACGCCGCCUCUUCUUCCGCUCUUCAUUUUCCCAUCCCCAACCCGCUCCUGCCUCUCCAGCAUCGCCUGCGCACUCUCUGCAGCAGCGAGUGAGUAAUGAAGCCUCGGCCGCUGUAUCAGACGGUUCUGAGCUUUCGAAAGCUCCGUCCAAGGAGCUCACAGCGCAAAAGUCCAAGGAGUCUCAAAAGUCGACGGCAUCUCCCACAUCGACGACAUACCCCGUCGAGACGCUUGUUCCUAUCCCUGCGCCACUUCUGCCGCCAGGUAACCCAAUGCGCGCAUCCAUUACCCCCUCCGUAUACAUCUCCCUAUACGAGAAGGUGAUAGUGCAUGCGCUUACACCUUCAUGUCCCGUCAACUUGUCGGACAUGAUUCGGGCGUGCGUGGUUGGCUGGAAGCGGGAUGGCGAGUGGCCACCGAAGCCCUCAGCCGCCGAGCCCGGUAUUGUAGCCGUAAGACGGCGGAAGAAGUCAGUGGCGGACGGACAGGGCCCGAAUCCCACUCGUAGGAUGAGCUUCGGUUUCUUGGGUAGGGGCGAGAAGGCAGCCGAGGCUCAGGACGACAGCACCGGGAAGGGCAUUAGAAAGAGCCUUCAAAGAGUCCUGGGUCUUGGGCAUCACCAUACUGCCUCGACUGCAUCCGCCAAUGGAGGUAACAAUGGCGCGUAA
Molecule: messenger RNA, 1914 nt
Organism: Colletotrichum orchidophilum
Lineage: Eukaryota; Fungi; Ascomycota; Sordariomycetes; Glomerellales; Glomerellaceae
Exons: 2
Coding region: 1-1914 (637 amino acids)
Source: RefSeq, a predicted model, not a curated record